This is a messenger RNA of Rana temporaria (common frog), 905 nucleotides long. RefSeq names its product glutathione S-transferase alpha 5 (gene GSTA5). The transcript is spliced from 7 exons. Lineage: Eukaryota; Metazoa; Chordata; Amphibia; Anura; Ranidae. The record is from RefSeq and is a predicted model, not a curated record. Bases 118 to 777 code for a protein of 219 amino acids. Gene Ontology annotation, biological process: glutathione metabolic process. Gene Ontology annotation, molecular function: glutathione transferase activity.
AGACUCCUCCCCCUCAUAUGUUAAUGCUAUACAUAGGCAGCUGGGUCUUUAGUGUGUGAGCAGAGGGUCAUUGAUAUCUGAAUUGCUGGGCUUCCUUUUGUCUGGAGAACUGCAAUCAUGUCUGAUAAACCGGUGCUUUACUACUUCGAUGGAAGGGGGAAAAUGGAGUCUAUCCGCUGGGCACUUGCUGCAGUUGGUGUCGAGUUUGAAGAGAAGCUAUAUGAUACAAAGGAGGAGUAUGAAAAAUUGCUAAAGAGUGGAGAUUUGCUGUUUCAGCAGGUUCCAAUGGUGAAAAUGGAUGGCUUGAAACUAGUACAAUCAAAAGCCAUCCUGAACUACAUAGCUGGAAAAUACAACAUAUACGGAAAGGACAUUAAAGAAAGACUAUUCAUUGAUAUGUAUACCGAGGGGAUCGUAGACCUAAUGGAUUUGAUCAUUAAAUUAUUCUUUAUGGCUGAAGCUGAACAGCAGAAACAACGGGAUCUUGUGAAACACAAAGCUUUGAACAGAUAUUUUCCAGUUUAUGAAAAGGCUUUGGCAAACCAGGAAUAUUUAGUUGGAAAAAAAUUUAGUAUAGCAGAUGUGCAGCUCCUGGAAGUCAUUUUAGCAGUGGAAGAGCUACAUCCUACUAUCCUGCAAAACUUUCCUAAUUUACAGGCUUUCAAAGGAAGAAUAUCUUCAGUCCCAACAAUUAAGAAGUUUUUGGCCCCAGGAAGUAAAAGAAAGCCUAUUGCUGAUGAAAUAUAUGUAAACAAUAUAAAUAAAAUUUUCAGCUGAUCAAGAAAUAUCAACAACCGUGUAAAAAAAAUUACAAUGAGUAAUAUGCAUACUUUUGCACUCAUAUUAAAGUGUGCAGUUUAUAUGUGUUUGAAGUUUAUAUUUCAUUAAAGACUGUACUAUGGAAA